CAAACCGGCUUCCCUUAAGCUUUGCCCCCUCUUUUUGAAAAAAAAAAAGGAAACUUUCCAUCAAUAAAAUGGAGAAAUCAACUCCUUUCUCCUCCAAUUUCCAUUCAAUCCAUGGAGAGGAGAUCAGCUGAAGCGAAACAGUAACCAUAAUCUGGUUUCGAUGCUUUACCGGUCUCUGUAACGCUGAAAUAUCAAGACAUGGGAGGAGUGACCUCGAUGAUGGCGGCGAAGUUCGCCUUCUUUCCGCCGGACCCGCCGUCUUAUGGAUUAGUAGCCGUGGAGGUGGGGGAGCCGGCGAGGGUGAAGUGGGAGAUGACUGGAGUGAUGAAGAGGGAGGGGGUCGAGGUGAUGAGGUUGAAGACAAGGAGGAAGAAUGAGAUCGUGGCGGUUUAUGUGAAGAAUCCGGCAGCGAAGCUUACCGUGCUUUACUCGCAUGGAAACGCUGCUGAUAUUGGCCAGAUAUACGAGCUAUUCAUUGAGCUUAGUGUUCAUCUGCGGGUGAACCUGAUAGGGUAUGAUUAUUCUGGAUAUGGACAAUCAACUGGAAAGCAGCCAAGUGAGAUAAAUACAUUUGCAGACAUAGAAGCUGUGUAUAGGUGUUUGGAAGAAACAUAUGGUAUCCUGUCACAAGAUAUUAUUUUAUACGGACAAUCAGUUGGGAGUGGUCCAACAUUGGACCUAGCAACCCGUUUACCUUGCUUAAAAGCUGUUGUUCUGCAUAGUCCUAUUUUGUCUGGCCUGCGUGUCAUGUAUCCUGUGAAGCGUACAUAUUGGUUUGAUAUAUUCAAGAACAUUGACAAAAUCCAACUGGUCAAUUGUCCAGUUCUGGUGAUUCAUGGCACAGAUGAUGAUGUUGUUAAUUUCUCCCAUGGAAAGAAAUUGUGGGAGCUUUGCAAAGAAAAGUAUGAGCCUUUGUGGAUUAAGGGAGGGAAUCAUUGUAAUUUGGAGCUCUAUCCUGAAUAUAUAAGACACUUAAAAAAGUUUGUCUCAGUUGUAGAGAGGUUACCUGCCAAAACUUCUGAGAUUCCGCAGUUGCCUGAGACACCUCCCAUAAGUUCUGUUACUUUGGAGCCUCCAAGAAAUAGCACUGACCAGAAGGAGAAAUCUAGGCCCAGUAUUGACAAGAAAAAUAAACCUCAGCAGGGCACUGAAAAAAGCGUGAAAGCUCGGCGGAGUAUUGAGCGUAGAAUCAGCAUCACUAGGAAGGAAAAAUCAAGAAAAAGCACUGAUUGUUGUCCUGCUAACAGGCCAAAUGACAAUAUGGAUUAUCUAGAGAAGCCAAGGAAGAGCUUUGAUCGCUUUGGAGAUAUGAUGAGGUCAGUUGGAUUUUGCAAUAUCGACUGUUUGAUGCACAGAGCUUCCACGCCCUGAGGAUUGUGGAGUUGAGUUCUUCAACUUUUCUCGGGCUCGGCUACUUCGAUUUUCGGGUGAUGGUGUUCAUCAACUGUGGGCCAAAAUGAAUCAAAUCAAGCCAGUUUCAACCCAACUACAAGUGGGUCUGUUUUGAUAAUUUGGUGAGGCUAAGAGCGACUCGAUCACCUUUAAAGAGUGUAGUGUAGGUAAUUAUUUUGAAGUUCCAACGGCUGGCUGGCUGGCUGGUUGGUUGAGUUUGUUACAAUUUGCAGGGUAAAAGUGUGCAAAGCUGAGUAGCUGUUUAUAUGAAUGGUUAAAGCAGGUUGUACAGUCAUUAGUGAAAUUUGGUAAAAUUGGUUGAUGUUCAUAGAAGAACAGGAGCUAAUGAGUGAGAAGAUGUUACAUUUACACGAGUUUUAAAACAUUUAUUGAUUGAAAAUGUAUUCUCUCUGAAAAUACUUAAAAUGUUUUCCAAUCCAAGUGAUCAUUAUUUCAUAAUUAAGCUGUUAGGCACUGGAAGCUUAUGUUU
Dendrobium catenatum is the source of this 1882-nucleotide messenger RNA. Its product is annotated as alpha/beta hydrolase domain-containing protein 17B. The record is from RefSeq and is a predicted model, not a curated record. The transcript is spliced from 7 exons. NCBI's taxonomy places the organism in Eukaryota, Viridiplantae, Streptophyta, Magnoliopsida, Asparagales, Orchidaceae. The coding region runs from base 199 to 1371 and encodes 390 amino acids.